AUUAUUUUUUUAAGAAUCUUGAUCUUACCCUUUUAAGAUAACUAACUAUUUUGAUCAUCUUUUGAUUCGUAGUUAAGCUGUUUAUGUAAAGUUUAUAAUUUUAUAUAUAUACAAAAUGGGGGGUGAUCUAUUUAGGAAGUAUGUUAGUAGUUCAGUUCUUAUGUGCUGUAGAUUAGUAGCUAAACAUCCAUUUGUUGUUGGCUUGUUUAUUGUUUUGUUUUGCCUAUAUCGGUUGUUUCCUAUGUUGUUUUCUGUUUUAGUAUCUGUUUCGCCUGUUGUUGUAUCCACUUUUGUUUUGCUUGGUACUUUGUUAAGUUUUGGUCAGCCUAAUGUGCCCGAAAUUGAAAAAGAGCAUAGGAAUGAUCGGUAUGAGAGUCGGGUAUCAGAAAGUAAGGUUUUGAGUGAUAGUGAGAUUGUUGGGAGAGAUGCAAGUUUUGGUUAUGAGGAGGAAAGUAAUGUGAGUAGAAAUGAGGUGGUUGUUGAGGAGAAGUCGUUUGAGGUAAAAACGUCGGUUAUUGAUGAUGAGAUUGAUAAUUCUUGUGUUGUAGGUGAUAGGAAUGUUAGUUUGGUUGAUAAUGUAUUACUUCAAAAACAACGUGAAUUAGACGAAGAGAAGAAAGUAGUAUUGGGAAGUCGUUAUUCUCCCCUUAAGCAAUCCGAGGAUGAACAUGAACACGAAAAUGAACAUGAACAUAUUGUGUUGGAAAGUGAUGAUAAGUUAUGGGAGGGAUCACCUGAUCCGUUGAAUACUAAUGCCGGGUUGUUGUGGAAACGUGUGGAAGGGGGUGAUGAUGAUGAUGAGGAUGAUGAUGAUGAUGAUGAUGAUGAUGAUGAAGGAUCAGACUCGGGAUCUGAUCUUGCAGAAAGUUCAUCACCAGAUGCAUCAAUGGCUGAUAUAAUUCCGAUGCUGGAUGAGCUCCAUCCGCUACUUUCCGAAGAACAUGAAGCUCGUGAAGUGCCUCACAUGUCACGUGAUGGGAUUGAUGCUGUUUCCGAUCAUUCACUUGAAUCAAGUGACACCUGUACUGAGUCUAAUGACGAUGAUGAUGGAGGUGGUAUUGAAAACGUUGAAGGUGGAGAUGUCAGAAAUGAUGAAGAAGAUAAAGAUAAAGAAUUGAAGCACAUUGACAAAGAAGAUGAGACGAGAUCUGCUAUUCUAUGGACAGAAUAUGACCAAAAGAAUCUCAUGAACUUAGGAACAUCAGAAAUGGAGAGAAACCGACGUUUGGAGAAUCUUAUUGCAAGAAGAAGGGCACGAAAGACCAUGAGGAUGCAAGCUGAAAAGAAUUUGAUAGAUUUUGAAAGUACUGACCUUCCAUGGGAUAUUCCUCCAAUUUCAACUGCAAGAAUCAAUCCUUUCGAUUACGAUUCAAAUGAUAACAUUCCAGGGUCUGCUCCUUCUGUUUUAUUAAAAAGAAGGAACCCGUUUGAUCUUCCAUACGAUUCAAGCGAAGAGAAACCUGAUUUAGUAGGAGAUACUUUCCAACAAGAAUUUGCAGUUGUUCAACCAAAUGAGCCGUUUUUCCGUAGGCAUGAAAGUUUCAAUGUUGGUCCUUCGGUUUUUGGGGCCUCUAGAAAUGAGAGGCAAGAACCUAAGCUCAGACCAUACUUUGUACCUGAACGAAGCUUUGCUGAUUUUCAAAGACAAUUUAGUGGACUUAGUGACUCUAAGGUUAGCUCUGUGCCUGAUACGGAGUCUGUGUCUUCUGUCGGUGAUAUUGAAAAUAGGGAUAAUAUUGAAGAUGAUUUUGCUCUAGAAGCAGAACAAGUUUCUGAAAAAGAUCAUGAAUGUGUAUCUGAUGAUGUUAGUCAUAUAAGACCAUAUUUUGUACCUGAACAUGUUGCUUCUGAUCAAACAAGUUUUUCUUCUUUUCAAAGACAAAUAAGUGAAGUUAGUGACUCUAAGGGAAGCUCUGUACCUGAUACAGAUUCCGUUUCUUCAGCUAGUGAUCCUGAAAAUAAGGAUCUUAAUGAAGAUGACCAUUCUUUAGAAGCGGAGCUGGUUUCUGUAGUAGAUCGUGAACAUGCUACUGAGAUAAGAGAGCAUGUAUCUGAGCAUGGCAAUCAGGAAAGUGGGUCUGAUGAAGAUGAUGUGGAAUCAGUUCAAGUUUUAAAAGCAGAUGAAGGACUUAAUGAGAGUGAAAUAAUUGUUAGGGGAGUGACAAAUGAACAAGAAAGAGCAUCAGGUUUUCUUGGAACUGAGAAUGCAGCCGGAAUUCAGUUGAAUAUGGGUGAUGAAGGAUCACAUAGCAGUGAGACAAGCCUGUCAUCAUCGGAUGAACCGAGUGAGCAAGUAUAUAAUGAGAAAGAAGAUGACAUGGCAGAAUCCGUUCCAAAAACAACUUAUUUUGUGGAUCGUGUUAACUCGAUGGAAAGGUCUGACAUUGAUAUCACUAGUUCAUCUCUGGAAGAGGGUCACCCAAAUGAACCUAUAUACGAUUUAAGUCCUCGAUCUGUUACAAGGAACCUCUCAUCUUCCUCAAUCUUAAAUGAUCUACAUAAAGAUGAAAGCUUUCAGUACACUGAGGACCAACAGCAGGCAUCAAGUCCUGUUGCAGAUGUCAAGUUGAAUUCUAAAGAUUCUAGUCCCGAAACUAGCAAUGCUCAAAAUCAACUUCUGACUGUGGAUAAUGAAGACUCUAUGUUGGCCGAUGAUAACGUUUCAACAUCCCUGCCAAGUAAGGCCCCUUUGGAGACGGAGAAUGUUUCAGAUAUAGAUGCAUCUCAGCAUUUAGACCAGGUUCAAGUUCUCUCGUCGAUUUCGCAUGCAAGAUCCCAUGAAGAGGUUAUAUCUCAAGUAAAUGAGGAGUCUUUGUUGGGUGGAUCCAUAACAGAGGAUCCUGAAGCACUGCAGCUCUCUUGGCAAGUUGGGUCUGCAAUUAGGCGUGCAUUUUACUUGAAACAUUGUAGUGCUAUAUCUUGCAACAAUCAUGUUAGCGCACAGCAGUCUUUUAAUAUAGAGGGCUGUGAACUUGAACAAGGACAAGUCGCCUCAUCAAAUAGUGAAUCAGUCCAUGGAGAAGCAUCUGAAAUCCCUCACCAAUAUGUAUCCGGAAAAGAAGCCCUGUCACAACAACAGAAAGAGUUCUUGUUAGAUACAUCUGUUGACAAACCAUUAGAAGAAACUCCUCAAAUACUGCAGGUGCAAAUUACGAACAGUAGCUCGGGAAAUUUGGAAGUCCAAGAGCUGGAGAACAGUGUUUCAUCAAACGUCAGCUUUGUUCCGAGUGCCGAACCUGAUGUGGUUGAAGUUGCUGACAUUGAAACUACAGCACCCGGAAGUCCCGUAUAUGCAAGUGACACUCUAAGUAUUGAAAAUAAUGUGCCUGAUGACUUCGCUGAUGUGGAUGAGGUUAAGGAGAUUGAUGAAGAUUUGCUAGUGGAACUGGAUACUGUUGGCGAUUUCAGUGUCAUGGAUUUGGGAACAACUUCAAAUGAAAUGAAAGAGGACCCACAUGUGUUGGAGCAUGAUCUUGAAACCAUGCCAGUUGCCGAUGAAGAAUCAAACUCCGAGGAUAUGGAAGCUAUUUUGGACGAAAUGAAACAGGACCCACAUGCCUCAGAGCAUGACAUUGAAACUCACAACUUUGUAGAUGAAGAUUCUUCCUCCGAAGAUUUAAGAUCAACAUUGUAUGGGAUGAAACAGGAUCCACAAGCCUCAGGUAAUGAUCUCGAAACCAAGAAUUCUGAAGGUGAAGAUUCUUACUCCAACGAUUUAGGAUUUACUUUUAACGAGAAGAAACAAGAGCCACAUGCUUCGGAUCUUGAUCUUGAAACCAAGAAUUCUGAUUCUAAGGAUUUUGAAUUACCUUUAGAUGAAACAAAUCAGGACCUGCAUGCUUCUGAGCAUUCUGAAAAUGGAGAUUCUGCCUACAAGGACUUAGAAUCAACAUUGGAUGAGAUGCAACAGGAGCCACAGGCUGCAGAUCAUGAUCUUGAAACCGAACCUACUAGAGAUGAAGGUACCGACUUCAAGAACUUAGCAUCAACAUUGGACGAGAUGCAACAGAGGCCACGGACCGCAGAUCAUGAUCUUGAAACUGAACCUUCUAGAGAUGAAGUUUCUGACUCCAAGGAUAUAGGAUCAACAUCGGACGAGAUGCAACAGGAGUCACUGGUCGCAGAUCAUGAUCUUGAAACUGAACCUUCUAGAGAUGAAGGUACUCAAUCCAUGAAUUUAGAAUCACCUCUGGAUGAGACUGAACCAGAUCCAUAUGCCUCCAAGCAUGAUCUUGAAACUAAUUGUUCUGUAGACGAAGAUUCCUACUCCAAGGAUUUAGAAUCUACUUUUAAUGAGAUUAGACGGGUCUCACAGGCCUCGGAGCAUCGUCUUGAUACGUUUUAUUCUGUAGAUGAAAACUUCUACUCCAAGCGUGUAGAAUCUAGUUUGAAUGAGAUGAAGGGCCCCCAAUCCUUGGGACAUGAUAUUGAAACUAAGCAUUCUGACGGUGAAACGGACACGGAUGUAAUGAAGUCUCAGAAUGAGAAGUUAGCUAGCAACAUGGAAGGUGCAGGUGCUUCUGAAGCUGAAGUAUCCAAGUUGAUCAACAGUGCCAAUGGAGUGGCAUUGCUCCAAGAAGCUGAUUCAAGUGCAUCUUUGGCUAAUCCUACAAGUGCCAGAGUGGUCAACCAUGAAACUGAGAAUGCAUCAAACACGAGUAAUACGGAUAAAGAAUGAGAACACAAGUAGAAAUUUAUAUGUGGUAUUGGGGUUCUUGUUUGGGUCUGCCUUAGAGAUGGUUUACCAAGCUACCUUAUAGUUUUGAGUUUUGAUCUUUCGGGCUUUUUGUUUUGGGUUUUUGCGUUUUAUAUUUUAUACACGAUAUUGUUUUGUUCUUUGGGUUUUGGUUUGAGGUUCGUUGAAGCAUAUGAUAGUCGUGAGUGUCUUCAUUUUUGUUCGAGUGUAAAGUCUGUUUUGAUUGUAAUCAGGGUUUAUGGACCAUUGUUGUGUCCGAAUUGUGCUUGUAGAGUUUUAUAGUAUAAAGAGCAAUAUACAAUGAGUUGUCUUUCUUCA
Erigeron canadensis is the source of this 5014-nucleotide messenger RNA. Its product is annotated as dentin sialophosphoprotein. The record is from RefSeq and is a predicted model, not a curated record. NCBI's taxonomy places the organism in Eukaryota, Viridiplantae, Streptophyta, Magnoliopsida, Asterales, Asteraceae. The coding region runs from base 116 to 4678 and encodes 1520 amino acids. The transcript is spliced from 4 exons.